Molecule: messenger RNA, 432 nt
Organism: Hydra vulgaris (swiftwater hydra)
Lineage: Eukaryota; Metazoa; Cnidaria; Hydrozoa; Anthoathecata; Hydridae
Source: RefSeq, a predicted model, not a curated record
AUGGAUAUCCACUGCAAAAAUUUAAAACUUCUAUGCAGGGUUUGUAGAAACUUUUUAGGGAAAAAACAUUACUUUAUUGAAGCAGUUUUAAAAGUUAAAAUAGAGACAGUAUUCCACCUAAAACUGAAUGAUUUAGUGAUUGUACAUCCUUCAAAAGUAUGCCUUAAGUGUUAUUGCACAAUAAAUAAUAAACUUAAAAGAAAGACAUCUUCAACGAUUCUUUUAUGUGAUGAAUGGCAGCCACAUUGCAAUGAUUGUUUUGCUUGUCAAUCAGUAGUAAAACUAAGUAAAGGUGCUAGUAUGUCUAAACUACAAGUUAGAAAUAAAGCCAUGUUUAUUGGACGUCCAAAAAAAGAAGAAAACAUUUCUGUGUGGACAUUUUCAAUGUUUAAUACUUUGAAAGAAAGUAUAAUAACAAUCCAUAAUGAUUAA